CGUGAAAAAGCUUGUGGCGAAGGGGGGCAAAAGAAAGAAGCACGUUUUGAAGUUCACCCUUGCCUGCACCCAUCCUGUAGAAGAUGGAAUCAUGGAUGCUGCCAACUUUGAGCACUUCCUCCAGGAGAGAAUCAAGGUCAACGGCAAAGGGGGGAACCUAGGUGGAGGGGUUGUGACCAUCGAACGGAGCAAGAGCAAGAUCACUGUCACUUCUGAGGUGCCUUUCUCCAAAAGGUAUUUGAAAAAUCUCACCAAAAAAUAUCUGAAGAAGAAUAAUCUUCAAGACUGGCUGCGCGUUGUCGCCAACAGCAAAGAGAGUUAUGAAUUGCGUUACUUCCAGAUCAACCAGGAUGAGGAGGAGGAGGAGGACGAGAAUUGAGACACGUUAGU
This is a messenger RNA of Acomys russatus (golden spiny mouse), 390 nucleotides long. RefSeq names its product 60S ribosomal protein L22-like. Gene Ontology annotation, cellular component: ribosome. Bases 92 to 379 code for a protein of 95 amino acids. NCBI's taxonomy places the organism in Eukaryota, Metazoa, Chordata, Mammalia, Rodentia, Muridae. The record is from RefSeq and is a predicted model, not a curated record. Gene Ontology annotation, biological process: cytoplasmic translation. Gene Ontology annotation, molecular function: structural constituent of ribosome; RNA binding. The transcript has a single exon.